Fusarium redolens is the source of this 1167-nucleotide messenger RNA. RefSeq names its product kinase-like domain-containing protein. The transcript has a single exon. Bases 111 to 1007 code for a protein of 298 amino acids. The record is from RefSeq and is a predicted model, not a curated record. Lineage: Eukaryota; Fungi; Ascomycota; Sordariomycetes; Hypocreales; Nectriaceae.
AUCCGGAAUCUCCUGCCAAGAAGAAACCUACAUAUUCCUGAUAGUUUUCUCUGAAAAAAGCCAAAAUCACAAAAUUAUUCUCGGUAGCCCAAGCAAGUCAGCAUUCGCGAAUGGCAAUGGAGGUAGCUCAGCACUUCAUCAAGGCAGAGAACCUGACCGACGUCCAAAUCGCCGGUGAAGGUCUCGAAUGCCUCGUUUAUAAAGCAAGCUCGCCAGUCUAUGGCCCAGUCGUUCUCAGAGUUCCCAGAGUCAAGGUCUACCAGAACGCCAAUGACCCAAACACCAAUUCUAGUGAUCUCAUCCAACAAGAGAUGAAGAUCUACAAGCUUCUUCAAGAUGGUUCGGUACCUGUACCUAAGUCAUAUAAGUACCUUGAGGAAGAUGGCUAUCCAGCCAUGUUGUGCGAGUACGUGGACGACGACGGGAUAGGGAUCACGUUUGAGGAGAUGGGACGUGUAGCGGCAAUGAUUCACUCAACGCCAUUAACCGAUACAGCAAUGAAGACAGUAGCAUUCGAAACUGCCGAUGUGUUCUCGACUAUUGAAAAAAGACUCAAAAGACGCUUCUUAGUGCUGUCGCAAACAGUCCCCGAAGCUUCAGGCUGGGUAACAAACUGGGAACUCAUUCACACCAUCCUCGAAGGCCUCAAGCGCUUCCCUUCAAGCUUAUUGCAUAUGGACUUUCGCGACGUAAAUCUUCGUCAAAAACAUGGACGAAUAAGCGCUGUUAUUGACUGGACAAACGCGCUCGUCGGCCCAGCAGCCAUUGACCUCUUUCGCACGCUGGAGUUCAGUCAACUCGACGAGAGCUUUGUGAAAGGCUACACUGAGAUAACCUCCUGGCCUGAUGUCACUGCGCAAGAGGAAUGUCUGCUGAGGCUUGAUGCUGCUCUUGUCUUGGCGCUGGUGUUUACAUCGGAGGCACCUGAUGCUGAGAGGGCUGCGGUCGCGGUCGCAAGGGUCAAGGAACUCUCAAAGAGCCUGGUGGAAGCUACUUCGCGCGAAUAAGAGAAAUUUGGGUUAAAUGGCACGGGGGCUAUCCAUUUAUAAGACAAAACUUACAGGCUUUCAACGAGUUAAUGGGACGGAUUGGCGUGAUGAAAGAGACUGGUUACAUAGAAUGGCAUUACUCAACGUACGCGAGCAAUUGAACUGUUUUGUUACUACA